Messenger RNA from Paramecium sonneborni, 858 nucleotides. The record is from the annotation of a GenBank genome assembly. Lineage: Eukaryota; Ciliophora; Oligohymenophorea; Peniculida; Parameciidae.
AUGAUUGUAAAUUAACUUGUAUGUUUCUUAGCGUUAAUAGUUGUUGUGAAUAGUAAUAUUACAAUUGAUACUACAUCGCAUUGUGAUUGUAGUGAACUUAGAAUGUAAGAUUGUCAAUUUAGCAGUUAUUGUUAUUGGAGUAAUGAUUAGUGUGAAUCAUAUGAUAAUUAUUGUGCUGUAUUUACAAUCUAAUCAUAAUGCACUCCAUUAACAACAGGUUAUUAAUGUAAAUGGGAAGAUAAUUCUUGUAUAUCUCAUAUGUAUAAAUGUGAAGAAUUUUCAUCAAAUUAAGAUUGUCCAUGUUAUUGGAACAAAGAUAAUAAAUGUGAAGAAUAUAAAGGAUGUUCUAAUUAUAAUGAAUAAAAUUGUCCUGCUUCCUAAGGAUGUGUCUAUAAAGUUAAAUAAUGCUUAGAAGAAGACUAUGUUACUUGUUCUGAUUAGACUUUAGCAACUUGUAUUGGAAAAGAAAAACUUUAUACUGGAUGUGCAAUUAAUAAUGAUAAUAAAUGUGAUUCAUACUCUCUAUUUUCUGAAUGUUCGGAUUUAAACAAUUUUAAAACUAAAUGUGUAGAAUAUGGUUGUAAAUAUGCUAAUAAUAAAUGUGAAAAAAAAUAAUGUGAAGAUUUAACUCUUGAUGAAUGCACUAGCGUUAAAAUUGAUUAAAAAACUAAAAUAUUAUGUGAAAUUAAACAAUAAAAAUGUGUUGAAGCAGAAAAUACAAAUUAUUUAAAUAUAAAUACAUGUUAUAAUUCUACUAGUGGAAAUUAUAAAUGGAUUGGAAAUUGUGUUGAAUGUGAUUCCUUAGUCUACUCAAUUUUGCUCACUUAUUUCAGUUUAUUAAUAGUAGUAUUUCUAUGA